Molecule: messenger RNA, 1149 nt
Organism: Lathyrus sativus (Indian pea)
Lineage: Eukaryota; Viridiplantae; Streptophyta; Magnoliopsida; Fabales; Fabaceae
Source: the annotation of a GenBank genome assembly
AUGAUCAUUCAAGCUUUUCAUGCUUCUUCUUCUUGUUACUUCCAUUCUUCUUCCACCAAGCGUUUCCCUUCAAAAAAGUCUCUGAAGCUCAACUGUAAAACUACUUCAAAUGGAGACAAAGAUGAUGCUUAUCUUAUAGAUGCUCCUGUUUCUGUUGGUGACGGUUUCUCUUUCAGCGGAGGAAAAUAUUCAGAUGGACCAAAUCCAAGUGAUGAAUGGUUUAAGCAAGGCAAAAUGGUUAAAGCCUAUUCAAUUCCUGGAACUGGUGAAAAGGCAAAAGAUCCAAUUUUUGGGCUAACAAUGGGGAAUAGUUCUCAAGCUAGCGGCGAUCGUUUCAGAUGGUUUUGUGUUGAACGCGGAAAUGCUGAUAAUCCUUCUGUCAUAUUAGUCCAUGGCUUCCCUUCGCAGGCGUAUUCUUAUCGCAAAGUUCUCCCAGUACUCUCAAAGGACUAUCAUGCUGUAACAUUUGAUUGGCUAGGAUUUGGGUUUUCUGAUAAGCCUCAACCCAAAUAUGGGUUUGACUAUACCCUUGACGAAUAUGUGUCAUCAUUGGAGUCACUUAUUGAUGAACUUGGUGUUACUAAAGUCUCACUUGUUGUCCAAGGAUAUUUUUCACCAGUUGUAGUUAAGUAUGCCAGCAAUCACCAGGAGAAGAUUAACAACUUAAUACUCAUUAAUCCACCUUUAACAGCUCAGCAUGUCAAGCUUCCACCAACAUUGUCCAUAUUCAGCAACUUUCUGUUGGGUGAAAUAUUUUCUCAGGAUCCAUUGAGGGCCAGUGACAAAGCUCUAACAAGCUCUGGACCCUACAAAAUGAAAGAAGAAGAUGCAAUGGUCUAUAGAAGACCCUAUCUCAUAUCUGGAUCCUCAGGCUUUGCAUUGAAUGCAAUUACCAGAACCAUGAAGAAAGACCUCAAGAGGUAUGUAGAGGAUAUGCAAACAAUACUUACCGACAAAAGUUGGAAUGUUCGAACAACGAUAUGUUGGGGCCAAAGAGAUCGCUGGUUAAGCUACGAUGGAGUUGAAGACUUCUGCAAAAGUUCCAAUCAUAAACUUGUUGAAGUUCCAAGGGCUGGACAUCACGCACAAGAAGAUUGCGGAGAAGAGCUUGGACAACUUAUUUAUGGAAUAUUAAACAAAAAGAACUAA